Messenger RNA from Bradysia coprophila, 1045 nucleotides. It is a transcript of the gene obst-B, whose product is annotated as obstructor-B. The record is from RefSeq and is a predicted model, not a curated record. Gene Ontology annotation, molecular function: chitin binding. Gene Ontology annotation, cellular component: extracellular region. NCBI's taxonomy places the organism in Eukaryota, Metazoa, Arthropoda, Insecta, Diptera, Sciaridae.
AUAAUUAUUCACAAAAGCUGGGAAUGGAGAAAUAACUAUGCAGAGCACCGACACUAUCAAAAUGUUCAGUAGUUUAACCAUCAUUCGUUGUUCGUGAUGUUCACAUCCAUUGUCUUUAAGAUUUUAACGCUGAGCUUGGCUUUUGGUUUGGCUGUGGCUCAAGCACCAAAUGGAAAUUUCCGUCGAAAGCCAGGUCGGACAAGUAACCGUGCCACGACAACGGAAAAGCCACAAUCCAUCGAUGACGGCGAAUCCUCCGACUGUCCUGAACCAUAUGGAUAUUUUGCGGAUGCCGAACAGUGUGAUAAAUAUUAUGCCUGCGAUGAUGGUGCCAUAACCGAAAAACUAUGCCCGGAUGGUAUGGUAUUCAAUGACUACAGUAUUGACCAGGAAAAAUGUGAUUUGCCAUUCAAUAUUGAUUGUAGCAAACGGUCCAAAUUACAAACACCGAUUCCAUCAUUACAUUGCGUCCGGCAAAACGGAUACUUUGGCCAUGAAGAUAGUAAUGUUUGCGAUAAAUUCUAUUAUUGCGUUGAUGGUAUGUUCAAUAUGAUCACCUGCCCGGCCGGCUUAGUAUUUAAUCCGAAAACUGGCAUCUGUACAUGGCCGGAUGAAGCUCACAAAAAAGGAUGUUCAAGUGAAGAUAUCUUCCAAUUCACUUGCCCGAAAGUAAACGAAACUGUUGCCGCAACGCAUCCCAGAUUCGCGGAUCCAGAUGAUUGUCAAUUCUUUUAUGUUUGCAUAAAUGGUGAAAUACCUCGCAGAAAUGGCUGUAAAUUGGGACAGGCCUUUGAUGAUACCACGAAACGAUGUGAAUGGGCUAGAAAGAUUCCAGAAUGUGCUGACUGGUACAAGGAUAGAUUAACCGAUGCUCAACUUGAUGAGCUCGAAAAUCCAAAACCACCGCCAACGGGUCGUGUUAAGGGAGUGCAAAGACGGAAAUCAUCGCGAAAGCCUGCUCGUGUGGAAGUAGAAGAUGAUGAAUAAAUGGUUUCGGUUGGAUGAAUUUAAUCUCGCAAUAAUUAAACAAAACUUUUUAAAUUAA